GAAGAGAGAAAAAUGGAGAAUGUUCAAAACAAAAGAAGAGAAAUGGCUGUGAGUGAGACAAGUUUCGAAGAACUUCCUUUAGAUAUACAAACGGAGAUACUGUCACGUUUGCCUCUGAAAACCUUGGUGAAAUGCAUCUGCACCUCAAAGAAAUGGGCUUCUCUUAUCCGCACAAAAGAAUUCAUAAAGCUUUCCUUGAGCCGAUCGACGACAAAGCCUCGAUUGUUCUUCGUGGUCUAUCAAUAUCAAAGAACCACGGCGUACAAAGUGUGGACAUCCAGACCCAUAAGUGAGGUGUUGUUUCAGUCUGCUUAUCAAGAAGAGGAACCAUUGUUGUCUUCUGGUGAGCAACAAGUGCUUCUUUCUCCAGACCCAGGACACGUGGCUUCUUCACCCGUCCGAGGUUUGAUAUGCCUUCGUUUAAACACAGAGUUUAUGAUUUUCAAUCCGGGUACGAACAAACGUAAGCAUGUAGCUGAGAUCCCACUGCCUAACAAAAGCGCACCCCUAAUGUUUUUCUUCGGAUACGAUGAACUCACGGAUGUGUACAAGGUGUUAUGCAUAGCAGAAGUAACCAAGGAAGAACAACAUGUUUUCACGAUAGGAACGAACGAAGCAUCUUGGAGACGGAUCCAAUGUGAGCAUCAGCAUUCUCCAACUCCUACUGCGCAAGGACUAUGCAAAGAAGGAGUUUUGUACUAUCGAGCUAGGUCCAGUACUGGCAGAGGUCUGGUAAUGAUGUUCAACCUGAGGUCUGAAGAGUUUAGUGUCAUUGAGUUACAUGCGGACAUGAACAUUGAGGAUGGUUGGGAUGUGUCGGAUUGCAUGGAUGAUCGUGGUUGGGAACUGGUGAAUUACAAUGGUGCGGUUGCCUUAGUGAAUGACUAUCAAUUUUUAGAUUUGUUUUCGUACGAGUGGAAUUGGAAUAAAUUCUUUAGCAUAUGGGUUAGAAAUGAAGUCGCAGGAACCUGGUCAAUGAACUGCAUUGAGAUCCCUCUUUUUAGAAAAGUAGUUGAUGAGCCUAAGCUGUAUUUUUUCAGAGGUACCACCAGAACAGGAAAACUUGUUUUCUCAAUGAAGCGCUAUUCGUGCAAGAAUGAUGGCGAAAUUGAAAGGACUUAGAGACAGCAGAGAGGGUUUGUGAAAAACUGAUUCUUUUCUUCCUUCAUCUCUUAGGUUUUUACAAGUUCUUUUAUAUACAAAUAUGGAACAAUCUAGAAUUCUAUGAAAAGCAACCUUAUCUUUAAUCACGAGCUGUCAUUGAUGAGUCACCAGUAAUUGAAGGUUCUAGAGGUUUGAAUUUGUCAUGGAGAGGAACCAGUGUCGUCUUCUCCGUACAGACCUUACUCUGUUUCGACGACCAUUGAGCGUUUGUCUCUUUGUGUGGAAUCAAACAGGAUGAUUGGGCUUGGGCUUGGACUUGGGCUUUGUGAGGGUCUACUGGAUUCUCCUCUACACUCUCCCUCAAACUUGGGGUGGAAGCAGCGAAUGGAGCUGAAACACCAAGUUUGCCGCGAAGAUCCAAAAAGACGGUCGUGGCAAUGGCUUGGUGAGAAUGUCAGCGAGCUGAAGAGUUGCUGGGAUGUGAUGUGUUUCGAUUAGCCCCAAGGCUACUCGUUCUCUGAUGUAGUGAAAGUCCUUGUCGAAGUGUUUUGUUCGGUUGUGCAGAGCUGGAGUAGCAGAGAGGUAUACUGCAGACAAAUUGUCACAGAAGACUCUAGUGGGGUGAUACUAGGUAAUACCGAGGUCACGCAGCAGAGAGGAGAUCUAGACUAGGAGACUAGGGUGGAUCCCAGUAGAAUGCAGAAACCAGUUGUUGACCUUCUUGUGUCUUUGCAUCCAGCAUAAUCGCUAUCACAGAAGGCGGACAGAGAGGGGUGGUUGUGCUUUUGUAUUGGCAUACCAAGGUUGAGAAUACCUUUUAUAUAUCGGAGUAUCCUUUUGAGUAAUGUGAAGUCCGAAUUUGUUGGAGCAUGGAUUCUCUGACAAAUAAAGUUCACCGCAUAUUGGAGGUCUGGUCUGGUGAUUGUCAAGUAUUGGAGCUUCCCUGCUAGGCUACGAAAGUACGUUGGUUCAGCAAACGGAGUGACAUCAAGCUUCUCAAUUUGUUGCGGUAGAGGGGUCGGCAUUGGAUUGCAGUCUGUCAUGCCAGCCUGAUGGAGAAUGUCUGAAGCAUAGGCCUUUUGAUGUAGAAACAACCCAUUCUUGUAGGCUUCAAACUCUAUUCCAAGAAAGUAACUGGGGGGGGGGGCCUAGAUCCUUCAUGUCAAACCGAUUGUUCAGAGCUUUGAGGAGUGUCGCCAGUAGAUUACAAUCAUUGCCAGUAAGCAGAAUGUCAUCAACGUAUAGGAGGGGCACUAACGUCUUAUUGUUUUGGUUGCAGACGAACAGUGACGGAUCAGAGGUGUUGCACUCAAAGCCAAAAUCAAUUAGAAAGUUGCUGAAAGUGUCAAACCAUGCCCUUGGUGCUUGUUUCAGUCCAUAUAGAGCUUUUGUAAGACAACAGACAUGAUCUGGUUUCUCUGGAUUAAUGAAUCCAGACGGUUGAUACAUGUAGACUAGCUCUUGUAGCUCACCAUGAAGGAACGCGUUGGAGACGUCUAGCUGCUUGAUAGGCCAGUCGUUGUUGACUGCAGUAUCUAAGACUAGCCUUAUUGUUGUUGUCCGAACAAUUGGACUGAAUGUCUCAAGAUAAUCAAGACCUUCCUCUUGAUCAAAUCAUUUGCCAACAAGCCUAGCUUUUAGCUUGUGUACAGUUCCAUUAGGUUUUUGCUUCGUUUUGAAUACCCAUUUGGAUGACAAUAUGUGUGGAGCAUGUGUAUGCAUCAUAUCUUCAGUGGGAGGAACCAAAGUCCAUGUGUGGAGCAUGUGUAUGCGUCAUAUCUCAUCCACUAUUGCUCCGUUCCACCCUGGAUGUUUCAUUGCUGAUACAAUGCUCUUUGGUUCGUCAGUAGUGAAUUUGGAUGCAAGUAAAAUGUACCUUGGAUUUGGUUUUUGGAUACCGUCCUUUCGCCGUGUUGUCAUAUGAUGCGUAUUGUCUGGCAGGAUUGGAUCAGGUACUACUGCUUCAUUAUCACUGAUGUCAGAGUCGGACUCGGAUUCAUGAGUCAAAUUCUCAUACUCAGGUGUGGGUGUUAUCUGUUCUGCAGCUUGAAUAGGUGAAGGUUCGAGAGCUGGUUUCAGAAGAAGUUGUACAGCAGGUGUGUCUUCUGGUGUGAUUAAUGGUUAUGAGGCUUUCCAAGCUUGUAGCAGCGGUGUCUGGUACGGUGGAGACAGAUGUUUAAACUUGUCAUUGAACGGAAAAAUGUUUUCAUCAAAGAUAACAUGACGAGUGAUGUAAACCUUUCCCGUUGGAAGAUAUAAACAACGAUAACCCUUGUAUUGAUUGCAAUAUCCCAUAAACACACAUUGUAAGGACCUUGGAUCAAACUUUGUUUCUGCCAAUGGUCUUAGAAAUGGGUAGCAAGCAGAGCCAAAAACUCUGUGGAAGGAGUAAUCUACCUUUUGUUAGAGAAGCACUUCAUGAGGACUGAAGUUGUUGAGUACUGAUGAUGGGACAAGAUUUAUAAGAUAGUUGGCAGUGAAAAAAGCUUCUAACCAGUAUCUGAGAGGGAUGUGACUGUGAAAUAACAUAGAUAAGCCAAGCUCCACCAGAUGUAUAUGCUUUCUCUCUGCAACUCCAUUCUGUUGAGGAGUGUAGGGGUAGGAUAUCUGAUGUUUAAUCCCAUGUUCUGCCAAGUGAGCUCUCAACGCAUUGCUUGUAAACUCUGCCCCACCAUCACUUUGAAACACCUUUAUUUUAGUAUUGUAUUGAUUCUCAACAAGCUUUUGAAAUGCAGUAAAGACAGAUAGAAAUUCUGAUUUCAAACGCAGGGGAUAGAACCAAGAGAAGCGAGAGUGAUCAUCAACAAAAACUGCAUAAAAUUUGAAUCCUUGGUUCGAUACAAUAGGUGAAGGACCCCAAAGAUCACAAUGGAUUCGAUCUAGGGGGCUUAAAGCUCUAGAAUCAGAAGAAAAAAACUGCAACUUAGUACUCUUCCCCAUCUGGCAAGGCUCACAAACAGGGGACAUUCUGCUCUUAUUGACUUCUAUCUCCUUGCUGCUCUGAAGGUGUUGUAGAAUCUUGGAGUUGGAGUGUCCUAAUCUACAAUGCCAAGUAUCCAAAUCAGCUCCACAUUGGCGGUUUGAGUAUAACGCUACACACUCCUGAUUCUGCAACACAUAAAGGGCUUCCUUACGAGGACCCUUUGCCACCACUUUUUGAGUGGUCAAAUCGAUUAUAUAAACCUUGUUAGAGUCAAAGAACACACCACACGGGUAAUCAUCACAGAAUUUGGACACUGACAGAAGAGGUUUUUUCAUAUCAGGACACACUAACACCUCAUUGAGUGGAAUGGUACCUUUAGUGGUGGAGAUAACAGUGGAACCGAUAUGUGUGAUAGGCAGGUAGGCACCAUCUCCAACCAUCACAGCAUUGUUUCGCUCAUAUGGUGUUGAUUCCUGAAGACCAGAGGUUGAUGUGGUGACAUGAGCAGUAGCACCAGAGUCUGGAUGCCAUUCUCUGCCACUUUCAUCAGCCACACGCAGAGAGGAGAAGACUUGAUUCAUUGCUUCACUUUGGUAAUUGUUGUCAAAACGAUUGUAGCAUUUCAGAGUUGUAUGACCGACUCGACCACAAAUUUGGCGCACAGGUCUCUCUCCCUGCGUUGUAGAGCCACUUUGAUGUUGUGGGAACACUCGACCUCUUGUGGUAUAGCCUCCCCUGCCUCGAUUCUGACCAAAAAGUCCACGACCUCUCUGACUUGGAGCAAACUGAGGAGCACAUGGGUUUGUUUUGUAAGUCAUGAACGCUAAGUGUGGUGUGACAGCAUUCAUAUCUUCAUAAGACUGCAAUUUGCUGUCAAAUCCCUGAACCUCAGUGAUAACAUCAUUGAAGGUUGGAGCGGGUAACUUGCUCAAGGAGUUCUGUAUCACUGUUGCGAUAGAGUCAUAUUCACGACCUAAACCAUUUAGGAAACCGAAGAUCUUCAUGGACUCA
This is a messenger RNA of Camelina sativa (false flax), 5038 nucleotides long. The record is from RefSeq and is a predicted model, not a curated record. Lineage: Eukaryota; Viridiplantae; Streptophyta; Magnoliopsida; Brassicales; Brassicaceae.